Exophiala aquamarina CBS 119918 is the source of this 894-nucleotide messenger RNA. RefSeq lists its product as uncharacterized. Gene Ontology annotation, cellular component: membrane. The record is from RefSeq and is a predicted model, not a curated record. Lineage: Eukaryota; Fungi; Ascomycota; Eurotiomycetes; Chaetothyriales; Herpotrichiellaceae. The coding region runs from base 1 to 894 and encodes 297 amino acids. The transcript is spliced from 2 exons.
AUGGCCUCAGACACCGAAGAGCUCAACCUCUACUUCUACAAUCCGUCCACUGCAGUUGCAAUCGUUUUCUCUGCGCUAUACUUUUUCCUAACACUCUACCACUUCCACAUCUCUAUACUAUACGCACGCAGACAACCGAUCAAGCACAGAUACACGAUACCACUGUUCGUCGCAGCCUUGAUCUCCACAGCCGGCUGGAGCGUGCGCAUCGCCAGCAUCAAAAACAAGCAGUCAAUCCCUCUGUAUGCCACCUCCGCCUCUUACAUCGUCAUCAGCCCCAUAUUCGUUUGCGCUACAUUGUAUCUUCUCCUGACUCGCCUCAUUCGCUCCAGCCUACCCGAGGGACCAGCGCAGCAAGUGCUCUUCCGUAUCCCUCCUCGCUGGCUCGGUCGCAUCUUCAUCACUUCCGACAUCUUCAGCUUCCUGACUCAGUGCUCCGGGUCUGGGAUCGCGAGCUCGGGAAACUGGGAGGGUAACUUGAAGGAGGUCGGCACCAAUGUCCUCCUGGUCGGUCUGGCACUGCAACUGGCGACGUUUAGCACGUUUCUCCUCGUUCUCGGGCGCGUUGUAGUAAGAGUCAAGCGCUCCUACGACUCUGGCUUCAAUCCGUGUGUGAAAAAGGUGAUACUCGGUGUUUGGAUUGCCGGAUUUUUCGUGCAGGUACGAUCGAUAUACCGAGUCGUCGAAUUUGGGCUUGGAAUCGACGGCUAUCCUUUCCGCAAUGAAUGGUGCCUCUAUGUCCUCGAAGCCGCACCGAUGUUCAUCGCAAUCGCCGUUCUGGGAUGGUAUUCUCCUGUCAAAUGGAUGCAACAAAAGUCGCGAACGGACUUCUCUCUGAAAGAAGUGCAGAAAAAUGGAAACGCAGGCACUGCCGCGAAUGGAGGCGUCGUCUAA